CCAUGUCGAGGCGCAAGCAAGCCAAACCGCAGCAGAUCAACUCCGACGAGCCCGGUUCGUCACAAAAUGGGAUUCCUCCUGAUGAUCAAGCUAAGGAAACUGCAAAUGAAGCAAAGAGAUUCAGAGUCGACGAGACCAGGGUCUGCAACAAGUGUUGUGCUGAAUUCUUUGAUGAAGCAGAAUUUCUUGAACAUGAGAAAAAAUGCACUAAAAGUCCACAAGUUGUCGUCAUGAAAGAUGGAGAUGGCCAUGAAGUGCCUGAGGAAUAUUCUCAAGGCUCUCCCGAAGGCUUCACCAGUGACCAUGACGAUAGCCAGUCCAGCAGCCAUUCCCUAUCAAAUGUCAAUACAGACCAUCUGGAAAGAACGGAGGAGGAGGAGUCUAGCAUGACUGCAGAUGACUCGGGACAGCAGGAUCAGACAGAAAUGCCUGCUAGCCCUGAGAUGACUUUCCUUCCCUCACUGAAAAUGCAAAAUUCAAAUGUCACUCUUGAAACCAUGGCAGACACCAAAGUGGCUGUCUCCCAACAUUAUUCAAAUAUUACAUCUCUGACCUCAUCACAAGAGGUCCUGCAGGCCAUCCCGACUAUCUUGGAACAGUUGGUGUUCCUUCAGCAACAGCAGCUACAUCAAAUCCAGCUCACAGAACAGAUCCGAAUCCAAGUAGCCACAAUGACUCCACAGGGUCUCCAGUCAUCAGUAGGAGCAGCAAUGGACCCUUUGAAAGCUCUCGGUGCACAUCUCUCUCAACAGCUGUCUGCUGCAGCAGCUCUGAUAGGAAAAAGGACUGGCAGUCAGAGCCUUUCUCUUUCUAUGGAGACCAUGAAACAAGGUAAACUCCCUCUGUCCACUGGCAUCCCUACAUCUCUACCCAGAGGACUGGAAUCUAUGACUUCUAAAACAGACAUUGUGAAGGUCAUUCCAGAUAUGGCUAUCCGCUUCCCCGCACAACUGCCACAGUCACAAAGUGUCAUGGGUUUCACUGACACAGUCAACGGUAUCCAAUCAGGGAUUGAGUCCUCCAAAAAAGUGAAGACGAAAAUGCUGACCCCCCCACCAGAACCAAAGACUGGUGACUCGUUAUAUAGGCACAAGUGUAAGUACUGCGGAAAGUCCUUUGGCAAUGACAGUGCUCUCCAGAUUCACCUGCGUUCUCACACCGGCGAAAGGCCCUUCAAGUGUAACAUUUGCGGAAACCGCUUCACAACCAAAGGAAACCUCAAAGUGCAUUUCCAGAGGCAUAAAGACAAGUAUCCCACCAUUGGCAUGAACCCACAUCCUGUGCCAGAGCAUCUUGACAACAUCCCCACCAGCAGUGGCAUUCCCUUUGGCAUGUCUGUACCCAUAGACGAGUCAAAUAUGACCGACAGCAAGCCUAUGCUAGGUCAUACUGCUGCCCCCUUCCACCCGUCACCCGCACCAGGAUUCAAGACAACAUUUGACAGCUUUGCAGGGGACCAAUUUUCUCAGAGACCCUCCCCAACAAGGGAUGGCUCCCCAUCUGUUUCCUCUCAUGCGUUUAUCCAAGAGAUGGGAGGAGAUCCCAUUCAGAGGGAUGCUAAAGAAAUGUUUGGAGUACUGCAUCAUAUGAAUGGCGAUGCUCUCAUAGGAGAACAAAGCUCUGGUACUGCAAAACUUCAGCAGAUGGUGGACGGCCUGGACAAGAGGACCAGUGACCCCAAUGAGUGUGUAAUCUGCCAUAGAGUGCUGAGUUGCCAGAGCUCACUCAAAAUGCAUUACCGCACACACACCGGCGAGAGGCCCUACAAGUGCAAAAUCUGUGGCCGCGCAUUCUCCACCAAGGGUAACCUCAAGGCCCAUUACGGAGUGCACAGGGCUAACACUCCCCUUAAAAUGCAGCACUCGUGUCCCAUCUGCCAGAAGAAGUUCACCAACGCUGUGGUUCUGCAGCAGCACAUUCGUAUGCACAUGGGUGGGCAGAUCCCCAACACCCCGAUACCAGAAAACCAGUUUGACGCAGCAGACGUAAUGGAAUCAUCUCUAUCAGAGGAGCAGUCUAUGGAUAUGAAUGGUUUUGAUGAAAGCUUGGAGGAUCAUGAGCCAGAGCUGAACUCCCAGAAGCCAAACGACACCUCCGAUUCCCUCCCACCUGCCUCUGAGGAACCACCACAGAAGCAUACUGCUCCCACCAUUCUUUCCAGCCUAGACGUUUUGAAGAAUCUUACCUCUGCUCUUGCACUGAAACGACAGAGUAGCACCGCUUCGGAAAGUGAGGCAACGUCUAAAGAAUCCCCUUCAGCUCCCAAAGAGCAGGAAUAUCAGACUGGCCGCAGUCCGGCCAUUUCUGACUCUGCCAUGUCUUUUCACUCAUUUUCUCCACUGAACAACAACAUGAGUAUUGGCAAGUCUACCGAGUCUGCUGUUGAUGACUUUGCCCGCAGUGUGUCUAAAGUAGAAUCUGAUGGUGGUGCUCAAGGUGGCACUGAGUCCAAUGGGGCCCUUGACCUCACAGCUUCCAGCAGCUUCACACCCAAAGCGAUCAAAGAAGAGCCUGGUAUGCUAUUCACAAAUGGAGAUUAUGUUCCCGGCAACAUGACCUUCGUGAGGAUGCCAUCAAGUCUGGCCAGCCUGGAGAUGAAGCUUCCUCCUGAGAAUCCCUUGGGCUCUCAUGGUUUGUUCAGCUCCCACAUGCCUCAGGGAACAGCCUUGCCCUCUUCCAUCUCCAGUGCACCGCGACGCUCAUCCAAACAGCACGUGUGUCAUGCAUGUGGCAAGAACUUCUCCUCCGCCAGCGCCUUGCAGAUCCACGAGCGCACUCAUACAGGGGAGAAGCCUUUUGCCUGCAACAUCUGCGGCAGGGCUUUCACCACCAAAGGAAAUCUAAAGGUGCAUAUCGGCACUCACAUGUGGAACAACACGCCGCGGCGUGGCCAGCGUCUGUCCCUGGAUAACCCCAUGGCGCUGAUGGCAAUGAGCUCCGAGGCUAAGAUGAUGCCAGAAAUCCUGCAUGCCCCCAAAGAACUGGGUGCUCCACCAAUGAACUUUGACCAGUCUCUGUGGAACCAGUAUGCUUCUGCCUUUAGUGGGGGCCUCACCAUGAAGACCAAUGAAAUUUCUGUCAUCCAGGGUGGUGGCAUCCCACUCCCUGGGAGUCCUGCUGGUGGGCCUCUGAUUGGAUCCACUGGAGGCCUCAUGAAGAUGAAUGGAUCCCACUCUGGCUUGCCUGCCACCAUGGCAGAAAUGGAGAAGACCAGUUCCGACAGCGUGCCAAAAUUACAGUUCCCACAUUUCAUGGAGGAGGGUAAAAUUGCAGUUAACUAGGUUUUCUUUUAGCCUUCAAUCAAUCUACCACCUGAACUCAGUUUUUGAAUGUCUCUUUUUGAAUGAGGUACAAUCAAUAUUCACAGAGAACCUUGUAGAACUUAGAUGUGUUUUUGAUAUUAUUAUUUUUUCAGUAACUUCAUUGCAGCUCUCUCUCCUCUUGAUUCUAAGUGUUAUUUUUAGUUGAACUUGAUAGAACUACUGUAGUUGUAUUUUAUUUGAUAUAAAUAUAUAUGCGGGUAUUUUUGUUUUGCUGUCUAUCCAGAAGUUUGAAUGUUUAACUUACUUGAAACUGCUUUAAUUCAGACUGUCUCCUCGAUAGUUUAUUUUUUUUUUUUGGAAGGAUUUUGACUAAUAGGAAGUUUCAGGGCAUGGCUUUUUUUAAGAACACCAUGUCUCAGUGUUCAGAAAUGAUGGUGUAGUUAAUGUAUGUAUCUAGAAUGACUGACUACUUUCCCUCCUAUUGUGUGCCAUAGGUUUUAUGACAUUGUACAUGUUUCUAGUGGUAAAUGUCAUUAGCAUGUCUCAUUUUUGAAGGGGGUUUUGAUCAGACUGACUUAUUCCAGUGUGUUCUCCAUUAACUCAAGGUGCAACAGUUCACUCGUCUGUUUCGGAGAAUGUAGGUUACAAAAUAGGCCAAGAUACAGUAGCUAAUGACCUUUUUGACAAGUGCCUCAAUUGAAUUGUACAAUGUUGCUGUUGUCUUUCACUGCGCCAUAAGGUUGUUAUGAAGGCUCUGUGUUGAACCAUAUGACAUUGUAGCGUUGCAUUGUAUUUCAUAUAUCAGUUAAAGAAAAGUCAAGUUCCCCCCCCAAACAUAUUCCACUUGUAAAUCUGCAGAUUCAAACUUAGUUGGCUGAGAGCUGAAGGCUACUAUAUGCUUAAUGAUCUCAUGCCUGCACUUUAUUUCAGGUUUGGGUAUGUUUACAUGUUAAAGUUACAUGUCACUGCUUUUAUUGUGAUGGCUGAACAAGGAAAGGGCAAAUCAGAAAUUGUCAACUUUCCCAUCCUGUCAGAUUUUGUGUGACUCAACCAAUCGUCGGAACCUUUCUUUCUAGGUUAUCGUAGCAUCAUUCAUUUAUUUAUAUUUCACAAAAUGCUUGAGUCUAGGGGGUACGUUCUACCUCGUUUAGCUUUUAGUUGUCCUUGCCCCCGACGCUCAACGCUAUGCUCUGUACAUUUUCCGAUACAUUCUUGUGUACACAAAGAUUUUCAUUCUCAACCUGCUGAGUUGAACAGUAAUGAAUGUAUCACUGGACACUUUACACAACUCAGAAUGGUCAGAGUACUUUGUAGGCCCCUGCUGUACAUUCCUUAUCGAUAUGCAUUUGCCAAGUUGUGCCUUUCUUUAGCAAACCAUGUCAAAACUGCUUUAAAGUUGGUCUCUCCAAUUC
This is a messenger RNA of Cyclopterus lumpus (lumpfish), 4675 nucleotides long. It is a transcript of the gene sall4, whose product is annotated as spalt-like transcription factor 4. Bases 3 to 3281 code for a protein of 1092 amino acids. Gene Ontology annotation, molecular function: DNA-binding transcription factor activity, RNA polymerase II-specific; RNA polymerase II cis-regulatory region sequence-specific DNA binding. The record is from RefSeq and is a predicted model, not a curated record. Gene Ontology annotation, cellular component: nucleus. Lineage: Eukaryota; Metazoa; Chordata; Actinopteri; Perciformes; Cyclopteridae. Gene Ontology annotation, biological process: regulation of transcription by RNA polymerase II. The transcript is spliced from 4 exons.